UAUUGUCUGAACCAUAUAAGUUGUUUGUCCUUUACACGCAUAAGCAAACUUAAUAAGUAUUUACAAAACCGAUUGACAACCAACGAUUCAAACCAUUAUCGUUGGUAUUAUAUAUUAUUGGUUAUACAUAUAUUAUUAUCGUUGGUUAAAAUCGUCAAGAUGAAGUUGCUUUUUGUUUUGUCUUGUGUUUUGUUUGUUCAAAGUGCAAAGAAAUUGCCUUCUUUUGUCGAAGUAUGUCCUCGAGAUAAUAAGGAGGCAUCAGAAUGUCUAGCACGAAACGUGAAGAAUCUAACACCAAUGCUUGGGAAGGGAAUACCGGAACUUUUUAUACCUCCGUUAGCACCACUUGUCUUACAGUCAGCUGAAAUAGCAACUAGUCCAAGUUUUACAUGUAGUCUAAAGAACGCUAAAGUAUACCACUUGGAUUCCAUAGUAAUGACUGAUGUCUUCAUAAAUUUUGACACAAAAUCGUGGGGUGCGGACGUAUUCUUUCCGGUGAUAGAAGUUGAAAGUGAUUACAAGAUGAACGGAAAAAUUCUAGUACUUGAACUAAACAGCGAAGGAAAGAGUCGAGGAAAUAUGACUAAUAUCAAAACGAAUGUACUUGUUUUCUUUGACGUAGUGACAAGGAAUGGUAAAGAACAUCUUCACAUUACAGAUACAAAGAUAAAAAUGGACAUAGAAAAAUGCGCUUUUGAAUUCGAUGAUCUAUUUAAAGGCAACGAAGACCUUACUCAACGCGCCAAUCAAAUUUUAAAUCAAAAUUACAAAGUGCUUUUGGAGGAAUUUUCACCCGUAUUUGAAAAAAUAAUAGCCACUCUUACCGAGAAUGUCGUUGAAAGUAUUUACAAAAAAUACCCUUUUGAUAUUUUAUAUCCAAAAAAGAAUUAACCCGAAUCAGUUAUGAGGAGAAGAAGAACACCAACAAAAUUACUGCUAUACGGGUUAAUUAACAAAAUAUUGUAUUCAUUUUUUAAAAAAUAAAUAUUUUAAAACUG
Messenger RNA from Diabrotica virgifera virgifera (western corn rootworm), 998 nucleotides. RefSeq lists its product as uncharacterized. Bases 160 to 891 code for a protein of 243 amino acids. The transcript is spliced from 4 exons. NCBI's taxonomy places the organism in Eukaryota, Metazoa, Arthropoda, Insecta, Coleoptera, Chrysomelidae. The record is from RefSeq and is a predicted model, not a curated record.